AUGACAAAAAAAAAUCGCUGUGGAAAGAUAUACUACUUACCAACGUACAGAAAUGUUGGGGAAUCACCAGCGUCACCCAAAGGUGAUGCCGCAGAGGGGAGCAGAAGCACUGUCCGUUGGGACUCAAAUGCCCGUUUAGUUAACACCCAUACACUCCCAGAUAAGCUAAGUAACAAAUCAUCACACAAUACCAACAUUGUCAUAGGGAAUAAUAGAAAAUCCUUUAAGCCUAACAAAGGAAGUCUAAGUUUUAAGUACUUAACAAAUAAAAUUGAUUAUUUUCUUAUGUUUUUAUAUGGUGAUUAUAAUGAAAUAAUCCUUAAAAUGUCAUUUGUGAGUGACGUAUGUAACACAAUAAAGGUGUUUUCUUCGAAAAAAUAUAUUUUUGGGACUUUUCUUUGCGGUGUUUGGGGAAGUUAUAAAAGAAUAUUCUGCCUGUAG
Messenger RNA from Echinococcus granulosus, 441 nucleotides. RefSeq lists its product as hypothetical. The record is from RefSeq and is a predicted model, not a curated record. The transcript has 3 exons. Bases 1 to 441 code for a protein of 146 amino acids. NCBI's taxonomy places the organism in Eukaryota, Metazoa, Platyhelminthes, Cestoda, Cyclophyllidea, Taeniidae.